This is a messenger RNA of Schistosoma guineensis, 2286 nucleotides long. The record is from the annotation of a GenBank genome assembly. NCBI's taxonomy places the organism in Eukaryota, Metazoa, Platyhelminthes, Trematoda, Strigeidida, Schistosomatidae.
UGGUCAUUUGCUGCCUAGCGCGUGUUGCUAUGGUUUUUGACUUGUAACUGUUCCGUCAUUUGUUUAUUUUACAUUGGCAUAUAUGUCAAAAAUCUGAAAUUAUAAAAAGAGAUCAGUGUGGUUGCUCGCGCUGUCCUGUUUUGUGUUUCAGUAUGAGGACUCACUCACUUUGUCUAUUGCUCAUUAUACUUUACAUCAAAUAUUGAUUUAAUCUUUUCAUUUUAACACAGAGAAUGACUUUUGGUAUUUUAUACUGACAAGUUAGGUUUUCACAAUAGUUCUGUCCAAACGAGUUCAGAAGUUAUCAAAUAAUGACGUCACGUUCGUGUAUCCAAUUGAGAGAAUAAUCUCGCUAUUUGGGGGAAAAAUUCGUCCGGUUUGGCUAAAUUUUGGGGAAACCGCGAUGAAAAUCCCUUAGUCAUACUAAUUCCGCCAGAAAUACUGUAAGAAAUAGGCGAUUCUGUCAAUCAGUUAGUUUCAAGUCGAUUUGUAUAAAAAAUAGGGUUACGAGUUACUUAUUGGAUAUGCCAGGGGCAUAAAUGUCAACGUUGAACUAAUAUAAUACUGACGAUUGCUGACGAUCAAAUUAAGAAGUAUCUGUAACUUUCCAUUGGUCAUAAUACUUGUAUUUGUUCUUACAUGUGAUACUAAUUUGUUUAAACCUUUUUUGAUGUUAUCUGUUCUUCAAAUGGUUCUAGAUGGAAUAAAAACUUUCGCUUAAAGGGCUUCCGUAUCUGGUAGCAUUCGCAAAUGAUUCAAUAAACCCACUUAUUUUUGGGUUAUUAGAAAGAAUGAUUUAUUAAAAUCAGUCUCUCGUCGUAUAUUUAAGCAGCUAAGUAUAUGUAACAAUAAAGUGUCCACAAAAUCUCACAUUUAGAAAUGUAGCUUGCUAGUGUUUACUUAAUAUCUUCAUUAUGACAAAUAUUCCGAGGUUUCUUCAAAAUCUUUCUUACAUUUGAGAUGCGGAAAUCAAAUGGCUCAACUUUGCUCAACUAGAUACUGGCAAGUUCAGGAGAUUAAAUAUUACGAACAUUAGAGUUAUAUGGAGCAGUACAGUAUUCUUGGUCGUAUUGGUGAAGGUGCUCAUGGAGUCGUUUUAAAAGCUAAGCAUAUUGAGAGUGGAGAACUUGUUGCUCUAAAAAAGGUUCCUUUGAGAAAACUUGCUGAUGGAAUUCCUAACACAGCACUUCGAGAAAUAAAGGCUCUCCAGUUUAUUGAGUCCAGCCCGUACGUUGUCCAUCUACGAGAAGUUUUCCCUCAUGGCACUGGUUUUGUUCUCGUCUUUGAGUACAUGGUUACGGAUCUUAGUGAGGUUAUUCGGAAUUCGGAACCUCCUCUUACUGAAGAACAGUCCAAAUGUUAUAUGCUAAUGAUACUAAGAGGAGUUGAAGUCAUGCAUGCUAAUGGAAUUAUGCACAGGGACCUUAAGCCUGCCAAUCUAUUGAUUAGUUCGGAGGGGGUCCUGAAAAUAGCUGACUUCGGUCUUGCAAGAGUUUUCGAGAAUAAUAAUGAGCGACUAUACAGUCAUCAAGUGGCUACAAGGUGGUAUCGAGCACCUGAAUUAUUAUACGGAGCUAAAAAAUACACAAAUAAUGUUGAUUUAUGGGCUAUCGGUUGUAUAUUUGGCGAAUUACUUAACAGUUCUCCAAUGUUCCCGGGAGAAAAUGAUAUUGAACAACUUUGGUUUGUUGUACGUGUUCUUGGGACUCCGAACGAAGAUAUAUGGCCCGAAGUUAAAGAACUGCCUGAUUAUAACAAGAUAAGUUUUAACCUGUGUGAAACCAUCCCGUUUGAGGAAGUUCUUCCGGAUGCAUCAGUUGAGGCCGUUGCUCUUGUUAGUAAAUUUUUAGUGUACCCACCCCAUCAAAGAAUUACGGUAUCCGAAGCAUUGAAAGAUCCAUAUUUCACUACGGACCCACUGCCAGCUCAGCUUUCUGAACUUCCUGUGGUUACACCGCAUCGUAAUACCCUGCCACAUCCUCAAGAAACUUAUGAAGUUUGUCUUACAACUCCUUUGGAGUCGAUUCUUUGUAAUCAUGAAGUACUGAAGGAAGGUGUGAAAUUACUGGAUGAUGAAUUAACGAACUCCUUUGACGGUCCAACAGGUGUUACUCGGAUGUGAUCAAACUAGAUUAUUAAUAAUCCAAUGAACAGUUGUACCUCGUCUUUGUAGUACAUGUGAUUGCGUUAUUGAUGAUUUCUCAUAUGAAUCAUCCAAUAACUUCCGAUUUUUUUCUAAAAUUUCUUUAGACGUUUUUGUAAAUAUAAUUUAUUGUAUAUUUGUAG